GGCGGGUGUCCAUCGUCGUUCAGUAGUGAUUCGUUAUCUACGUACGACGCACGCGCACAACAUGGCACAGGAUAACCUUGGCGCAAUUCUUUACAAGACGAAAGACUUACGAAUAGAAACAAUACCCCUACCCGAGACUCUCGGUGACAAUGAGGUACUCCUGAAAAUGGACUGCGUGGGCAUCUGCGGGUCGGACGUGCAUUACUGGCAGAGUGGGGCCUGCGGACACUUCGUGCUGGAUGCGCCCAUGGUGAUGGGCCACGAGGCUUCCGGAGUCGUUUGUAAGAUGGGUGCUCAAGUGAAGCACUUGUCAGUAGGAGACCGCGUGGCCAUAGAGCCAGGUGUCCCGUGCCGCUACUGCGAGUUCUGCAAGACGGGCCGCUACCACCUGUGUCCUGACAUGAAGUUCUGCGCCACGCCGCCCGUCCACGGCAACCUCGUCCGCUACUACAAACACGCCGCUGAUUUCUGCUACAAACUACCCGACAACAUAACAAUGGAGGAGGGCGCACUGCUCGAGCCGCUGUCGGUGGGAGUGCACGCGUGCCGGCGCGGCGGAGUGUCCGCGGGGGACGUGGUGUUGGUGCUGGGGGCGGGCCCCAUCGGGCUCGUCACGCUGCUGGCGGCCAAGGCCAUGGGAGCCAGCAGGGUGCUCAUUACAGAUAUUCUCGAAAGUCGCCUGGAGACGGCAAAGAAACUGGGUGCCGACCACACGAUCCUGGUGGCCAGAGACUCGAACGAGGCUCAUCUCGUACACCAAGUUCAUGAGACCUUGGGAGGACAUCCUGACAUCUCUAUAGAUGCCAGUGGGGCGCAGUCCACCGUGAGACUAGCUUUAUUGGCGACAAAGUCAGGUGGAGUGGCGGUAUUGGUGGGUAUGGGGAGCCCCGAACUGACGCUGCCUAUCGCCGGAGCUCUGGCGCGAGAGGUGGACAUCCGGGGCAUCUUCAGAUACGUAAACGAGUACCCCAUCGCACUCUCCUUGAUCGCAAGUGGGCAGAUCAACGUCAAACCUCUCGUGACUCACCACUUCUCUCUAGAAGAGUCCCUGGAAGCCUAUGAGGUCGCCAGAAAAGGUCUUGGCAUCAAGGUCAUGAUCCACUUGCAGCCCAGGGAUACCAAUAACCCUAAAAAAUUCGUCGCUCAAUAAAUUGCCAUAUUAUAAAAUUCACUCACUCAAAUUAACGAAUUUAUUGAAUUGUGUUGCAUUAGUUUUCGAUUCAGUUUAAAAUAUAUUCAUGUAACUAUAUGGUUAGGAUUGUUGUAAAGUUACCUAUGCUGAACUUGUUAAACGUGUUCAGAUAAAAAGCAUUUUUCUCCUUGUGCAUACCCAUUUUCAAGAAGUUGCCUAGUUUUCAAGACAUAACAGAAACUUCCAAGUUCUUAAUCUUCCAAGAUCAUAAUGCAUUAUUUAUUAGUUUUAAGCUAAGCCUUCAUAACUAUCCAGGUGUAAUUUUUUUCUUUUUUUUUAACGCUAAAAGUGGGACAAGAGUAAACCAUUGUUUUACCGUAUGGAUAUUUAUCGAUAUACUUAGUAUUACAAAAUAUCUGUGCGAGAGAAAUAGUGUAUCCUUUAAAAUUACAUCCUAUUGUAUGUUAAAGCCGUCAUAGCAGAGAUGGUAUAUUAAAUUAUUUAUAAAAAAUACAGGGAGUAUCGGAUUUAUUUUAUAUUUUUGUUAAAAGCUCCACAAUUAUUACUGUAGUUUAUUACUAUCUAGUCAAUCUAAACAUUGUUGUCUAUUUCGCACCUGAAAAAUAUGAAGUAUUUUGUAAUACCUACGUACAUAAUUAAAUACAAAUUUUAUUUAGAA
Leptidea sinapis is the source of this 1811-nucleotide messenger RNA. RefSeq names its product sorbitol dehydrogenase-like. Gene Ontology annotation, molecular function: zinc ion binding; L-iditol 2-dehydrogenase (NAD+) activity. Gene Ontology annotation, biological process: D-sorbitol catabolic process. The transcript is spliced from 8 exons. The record is from RefSeq and is a predicted model, not a curated record. Lineage: Eukaryota; Metazoa; Arthropoda; Insecta; Lepidoptera; Pieridae. Bases 62 to 1150 code for a protein of 362 amino acids.